This is a messenger RNA of Colletotrichum destructivum, 4673 nucleotides long. Its product is annotated as Putative karyogamy protein, KAR9. NCBI's taxonomy places the organism in Eukaryota, Fungi, Ascomycota, Sordariomycetes, Glomerellales, Glomerellaceae. The transcript has a single exon. Gene Ontology annotation, cellular component: spindle pole body; mating projection tip; cell cortex. The record is from RefSeq and is a predicted model, not a curated record. Gene Ontology annotation, biological process: establishment of spindle localization; mitotic spindle orientation checkpoint signaling; nuclear migration along microtubule. Bases 1237 to 4419 code for a protein of 1060 amino acids.
AAAAAGAAAACCAAAAAGUAGUGUCGGUUGGACCUUUAUUUGCACUCUUGAGUUUUUAUUUUUAUUUUAGAACGCGCCCUUUCCCUUUUCACCCUCCCCUUUCUCACUCAUCUUGUCAUCGCGCACAUUCUUUCCUUCUUCUGGCCAAUGCUUUCUUUCUCUUAUUCGCGUUGACUAAUGCUCAUGCAAUUUUAUCUUUUGCCUUUUUGUUUUCAUCAUCGCUCCCUCUCGUCCCGUUUUACAGCAUUCUUGCUGCCGAUCCUUCAACCCUUUCCUCUCUCAUCUCCCGUCUCUCUUUCUCGUCCUUCCGUUUGUCAUCACAUACGAAUAUCUAGAGGAAGCGACACGUACUUACACCCGUUGCUUCGCCGGCCGCGCUCUAAUCACCACCCGUUUUCCUUUCCUACGUCUCUCAUCCUUACGCUUGCGCUCGAGCAAGGACCAACCCGGCGGCAUCGCACGCGACCGGAUCCAAGCGAUGGGCGCCGAUUAAGGUGGAAACCCGACCUGACAAUCCGCCGGCUGCGAAUCGAUCCGCCGCCACGUUCUUCCUUACAUCUUGGUUUCCAAAUUUCCAAGGCUUUACCUAUUUACUUACCUUACGAAACGCCGUCCCCUCAUCACAUCUCACACAUACCCUUCCGAUCCUAGCUAGGCUAGACGAAGCGGUCAGUCAUUUGCCUCUUGCUUGACGGAUACGUCUCUGCCUGCGUCCCAACCCAACCCAAUCGUGUGGUCACCCAAAGAGCCACGCCAGCAACGAACGGCUUCCGGCUGCAGUGCGCAUACGUCUGUUCCAAUAACGACUGCAUUCCCGUCUGUUGCCUUCUCCAGAGUCCCCUUGUCGCCGAACCCCACCGACACUAAGGCAUUGACAACUGUGCGCUUGACGAGUUCGCCCAGGCACCCAGCAUUCCCAGCAUUCCAGCACUGCUUACUCAUCCUUCUCAUUCGUCGGCCUGUGGGAGCCCCGACUGAACCCGGCGAGGAUCAGUCAACGACCCAGUUCUCGUUCAAGCCCAGGACCACCGGACCCAACUUACCUACCACCCACGACCUUGCUCAGCCGCCGGCAUCCCUCUGGACACGUACGGAUAGUACAAUAUUGCAGCACAGCAAGCGGCACGAGGACUCUGUCUCUACGGAGGCACGCGGGGCCGUCCUAGGUGCCAAGGCUAGGAAGGAACGAGGUUGGGAGUUUUGCCUGAAAGUUUGCUCACGAAACAAUACGAGCAGAUGUCGGCCGAGGGGGUUUCGGCUGCAAAGCCGGAAACCACUUGCAGCAACAAUACUGCGACAGCUGACGCCGCUACCAUCUCUUCCACAGACUCAUAUUCCAGCCACCAACCACAGCACCCACAGGGGGCGCAGCACUCACUGCAGGCCCAGAAUGCCGCUGCCACAGCACACCUAGACCUGGGCUUCUCUGACGUCUCCAACCCGCAACUUUUCCAGCUAAACCCGCCUUCCCAUGCUGUAAACAACAACAUCAACAACAACAACAAACCGCCGACCGACGACAAGUCGCCCGCAGGCUCAACCCGCGAUCAUCCAACAAUUUCUCAAUCCGCAAACACAACGCCGUUCGGCUCACCAAAAGCAAAUAAAACAAAACAGACUCGCAAGCCCUCGCCUAACCUUGCCGCGCGAUUGAAAGCGCUUGGCUUCACCUCUCAUAAGAAGUCGACAGACCAUCCCCCUAUACAACAAGAUCGUAUCGGGCGUCUGCCUGAGGAUCAGAUCCGCCAAAUCGACGAGAAUCAUAAGGCGAGCUCCAUCGAGUCCAGGAUCCAUCGUCGCGGUCGACCUUGGAAGGGCAUCACACCGUCCGACGAUCCGAGACCAGCUACAGCGUCCUCGACUGCCUCGAGAGAAGAGCCCUGCGCUGAGGUAUUCUCGUUCUCAAAAGACGUUGCCCAGGGCGCGUCUCUCGUUCUACCCGAGAUUACAACUACCGAACCCCUGGACAUGGAGACACACAAAUACCGUCUGCCCGACCACACGAAUGGAAACGGCACAAAGGUCCAACUGGAGACUCGACGAGAGCAUCUCGAACGUAGCGCCGCUCAGUCCCCCUCCGAUCAACCGCCACCUCCGCCUCCGAAAGACACGCCACCCGUCCCUGCAACCGAGUUCACGUCCGAUCUUGCGUCAUACUUCAAUCCCGGCCACCAGCGGCCUGGCUCUAUUUAUACACUUUCCCGCGCAUCUUUCGCCAAUCAGCUUGCUCAACUAACAUCCCUUCAACUUCCCGAUGCCGAGUCCUUGUCCAGCAAGGUGUCUGCCAUCCCGACAGCACAAGUUGCAUCAAAGGCUCUCAUCAACGCCGCGGAACAGAUAAGAAGCUGGAUUUACAAGGCAUCGGAGGUCAUCAGUGGCUUGGACAGCGACGAUGACGUCGAGUGGGCCGCCGCAGGUGGUCGUGAAGGACUGGAGGAGGUCGAGAAUGCCAUCCAUCGUUUCGAGAAGUUGAUCAAAGUCUACGUCGGUGCCAUCGAGGAGCUGCAAGGCCGCGAAGACAUUGGCAACGUGCCUUCCGAGGACCUCCAUCGUGCCGUUUCCCAAAUGGAGUCCAUUAUUGAAGAGUGGGCUAACAUUAAAGCGGCGCUGAACACUGUCAAAGGACAAGUCGAGAUAGCGAUGGAGUGGGAAGAGCUCUGGAACAAUGUUCUCGGGGAUAUUCAGAGCGAGAUGGAGGAACUGAGCCGUCUGGUUUUCGAGAUGGAAGAACGUCGCCAUAAGUCUUUGAUGGCUGCCGCUGUCGGCGACGGCGUCGACAUCGGAGACUUGGAGAACAUCGUUGAUGACACUCCUCUUCCCGCAAACAGAACACAAGCUCAGAACCGUUUUAGCCUUGCUGGCCUGCCGCUCAGCCCUGGAUCAACCUCGCCAGGGACCCCAGCACUAUCCCAGGACGACUCAAGUCUGUUGGCUCUAUUCGCCCGGAUGCAGCCGUUGCGCGCAUCGUUGGACUUUCUCCCCAUGAGGCUCGCCGUUUUCGCCGCUCGAGCGGAGAAGUCUUUCCCUACAGCCUGCGAAGAGUUGGACAUGCGACGAAACGGUCUUGACGGUAACUACAAAAGGCUGGAAAAGGAUGCCGAAUCGCUUCGUAAAGAGUUGGGUGAAGACCGCUGGGUCAUUGUCUUCCGCGGCGCCGGAAGACAGGCUCAGAAGAUGAUCGAGUCUGUCGAGAGAUCGAUGCACAAGCUGAGGGAGUCGGUCGACUCAGGUAUGCACUUGAGCAACCCGCCUACGAUGAUAAAGAAGAUCGAGAGCUAUGAUGCCAAGAAGACGCACUACGGCCCGGCCAUUGAGCGAGUUCUUGCAAUCAUUGACAAGGGUGUUAAAGACCGGUUAACAGUCAACGGCGAGAUCCUCCGCCUGCAUGCCGAAAUGCAGGCCAAGUGGGACUCGCUCAAAGACGAAAUGAGAGAGAUGGAUGUGGUUGUGGACGAAGUGCAAGCGGAUACCCGCGGCCAGCAGUUGAGAGACUCCAUCUCCAGCAUGUUGUCGAAUGACCGCUCAACAAUAGGCAGUGGCCGCGAGACACCCGGCAGCUCUCCGCCCUCCUCCGUCAUCAUGUCCAGCCUCGGGUUCGAACCCAAGACUCCUGCCAAUAAGUUUGCCAAGAACCGCUCGGUGAGCACCAACAGUCACCUACCACAGCCGUCCGGUCGAAGGCAGUCGUCGUUGCCAACGCCGUCCUCGCAGCUGCCACGCAAGCCCUUGAAUUCUCGACUGUCAAACAUGACCUCGAGGCUCGGCACGCCAUCCGCAGGCAACAUUCCCAGACCUCAGUCGACGCAGCCAAACCGUCCCAGGUGGAACAGCUCGACCAACACCACGGACGUUGGUAUUGGUCACAAUUUCAAACCCUUGACCCUCACUUGUCCUAGUCCCUAUGCCAGGAAGACGUCACCGGCUGUACGACCGCCAUCCUCACUGACCCCAGGGGCAUCUUCACCCAGCGGUUCAAGGGCGCCGAACCUCCGCACACCCCUUACCCGGGAGUCAUCCGCGUCACCCAUGCCCGAGGACACGCCCACCAAGAGAGCACCCUCGAAACUGUCAUUCCGAGAGCGUUUGGCGUCGCCUGGCCCCUAUUCCCAGCAAACACUAUCCAAACCGCGCUUAUCUUCGUCUGUGUCUACUUCGGGCCUGGAGUCCCAGUCGAGCCGACGUUCAUCUUUGCAACCACCCAGACUUCAUUCUUUCGCCGACAGAACGGUACCAAGCCGUCCUGCGAGCUCCCUGGCUUCUACUAGACGAACUAGUCUUUUGCCGCAACCCAAAGCCAGCAGCGUGACGAGCGGCAGGGAAACCCCGCUGGGACGUGCACCAUCGCGUAAUACCACGCGUAAAACCCUUCCUGAGCUGUCAAAGAGCACAAUGAGCAACAAGCCCCGAUGGAGAGGUUAGGACUCUCUGUUAUCUGGGCAACGGAGAGCGUUCAGUUCACCGUUGACAGCGAUCCCUCAGUGUGACGAUGCAAUCACGAAUGUGAGGGGCAGGCCCCGCUGGCGGACCUAACGAACACUAUUGACCAGCCUUCUGAGCGAACGCGGCUGGCUCAGUGCGAUUUCGACACGACACGAAAGCAGAGUUGUACAUACUCAUAUGCCGCCUUUGAUGGCUUCACAGCAGUGCCACUGAACGAUUCUAUUUCCAUUGUU